AUGGACGACUGGACAGCGACAGCACUCUUCUCGCCUUCCAAAGCUCGCGCCCAACAAGCACAAGCCAAAGAUUGGGCUGCCGUAGACGCCUGGCUCUCUCGACGAUAUGGCUCACGAAUUCCUUCAUUCGAGCGCAACGAGGAUACCCUGCAAGCGCUCCUGACACUCGCAAAUCUCAAUGAAAAUGCAGACGAACAGCGCGCUUCAGUGGAGAGAGUACAAAAGUCCGCUUUACAGGCACUUGGGAGAAAGCAGGACGGACUGCAAGGCGAGGUGAUGCAGGGUGUGGAGAAAGAAUUGAAGGGAGUGGACAGCUUGGACGUGCUGGCUGAGAUGGGCGUGGUUUUGAAUUGUGGGAGUGGGGACGUGGCGAGGCUGGGCAAGGAGAUAGUGAGUCUGGGUGUGGAGGAGUUCGAGAUUGUGCAGCAGGUCAAGCGUGCUGAGGCGCAAUUAGAAGCCUUGAAGCGGGAACAGCGACGGAUCACUGCACUUCUCGAAGACCUGCGAGGUGAAGAUUACAAAGCGCCGUCUGAUAUUGUCGAAGACACGGCUGAGUGGAUGCGGCUCGCAAAGCAUCUCAAAGCGAAGGUCGCAGAGUAUGAGGAGCGUCUGAGUGCUUCGAAAACCAGUUCCAGGAGUAUUGGUAUUGAGCAUGUGCAACAGCGAAUGGGAGAUGUCGAAGAACAGAAGGCGGCUUUGCAGGUCCUUGAGGAAGAGUUGCGAGCAUUUCAGAACUUACCAGCUGAUGCAAGGACGGCGAGAGCAGAAGUCGAGAGAGCUAGGGAGGGGUUGAGAAGAUUGACCACGAAGAGGGACAGGCUGUUCGAGGGACUUGUCGAUCCGUACAACCGGUGA
Messenger RNA from Zymoseptoria tritici IPO323, 855 nucleotides. RefSeq lists its product as uncharacterized. The transcript has a single exon. Gene Ontology annotation, biological process: spindle assembly. The coding region runs from base 1 to 855 and encodes 284 amino acids. NCBI's taxonomy places the organism in Eukaryota, Fungi, Ascomycota, Dothideomycetes, Mycosphaerellales, Mycosphaerellaceae. The record is from RefSeq and is a predicted model, not a curated record. Gene Ontology annotation, cellular component: HAUS complex; cytosol.